This is a messenger RNA of Portunus trituberculatus (swimming crab), 7357 nucleotides long. RefSeq lists its product as uncharacterized. Gene Ontology annotation, biological process: mismatch repair. The record is from RefSeq and is a predicted model, not a curated record. Gene Ontology annotation, cellular component: mismatch repair complex. NCBI's taxonomy places the organism in Eukaryota, Metazoa, Arthropoda, Malacostraca, Decapoda, Portunidae. The transcript is spliced from 8 exons. The coding region runs from base 138 to 6092 and encodes 1984 amino acids. Gene Ontology annotation, molecular function: ATP-dependent DNA damage sensor activity; mismatched DNA binding; protein binding.
UUCAUGGUGCAGCAAAUGCAGAGUCGCAAAGUUGGAACUUGAGGUUCCGCAACACCUGGCUGGCCAUUUUCUAUAAACAAUAACCGUAAUGUUUUUUUUUUUUUUUUUUUUCUUCUUCUUCUUCCGAAAUUGUGUUUAUGAACCGAAGUGUACACGGCGAGGCGAGGCGUGAGCAGAGCAUGGCGGGCAAGAUCCUUCCCCUGCCGGAUGAGGUGCGGUGCCAGUUGAGAUCAGGCGUUGCCAUCGCAUCUGUGGCCCAGUGUGUGGAGGAGCUGGUCCUGAACAGCCUGGAUGCUGGUGCCACCUGUGUGGCCAUCAGGGUGGACCUGUCCAUCUUCAGGAUCCAAGUGGUGGACAAUGGGGAGGGUGUGCCACAGACUGACCUCAAGUACCUGGGGAAAAGGCAUGCUACAAGCAAGUGUCACUCCUUAAAGGACCUCAGCAGCAACUUAUGUCACUAUGGCUUCCGGGGAGAGGCUCUGGCCAGCAUCAUCAAUUUGUCAGCCAUCGUUGACAUCACCACCCGCCCCCAAGGCAGCCCCCGCACCCUCACCAAACUGUUCACGUUUGGGAAGGAGAGGUCGGUGUCCACCGCCAAGAUCAACAGGCCAAGCGUUGGGACAACAAUCACCAUCCAGGAGUUCAUGCACAACAUGCCCGUGCGCCAGAAACUCGUCAAGGAAGCCAUUGAUGUUGAGAGCAUCAGGAUGCGAGUGGAGAGUUUUGCUUUGAUGCAUCCAAAAGUGGCCUUCAGUCUGAGGAAUGAUCGCACCAACUCUAUGGUCAUCCAGACCAAGAAGUCAAGUGGCAUCCUGGCAACCUUCCUGCAGCUGUUUGGGGUGGAGCGGGCACAGAGCAUGGCUGAGGUGCACCACUCCCUUGGCCCCUUCACUGUGUCAGGCUACAUUGGCACACAACCCCACCUCACCAAGGCACUCCAGUUUGUGUUCAUCAAUAAGAGGGUCGUUCUUAAGACAAAGAUUCACAGAAUGCUCAAUAAUUUGUUGGCUCGCAGCUCCAUCAUCAGUGCCAGACUCCACCCCAGCAGUGUGGUGCCCAGCAAUGUGGGUCCUAACAAGACACCCUCCAGUCCCCCAAAAGGUAUGAGGUUGUAUGGAAUGUUUGUGCUGGACAUUGAAUGUCCUUACAAUGAGUAUGACAUCUGUUUAGACCCGUCCAAAACUUUGGUGCAGUUCAAGGAUUGGAAUCGGCUUUUGCUCUGCAUUGAGGAGCUGGUUCUGCAGUUUGCCAGUGAAGAGAAUCUAAUGAUUUCCCUGGAUGAGAGGUACCGGUUAUCAGGGAAGGACCAGGAGGAAGGGGAAGAAGAGGAGGAGGAAGAAAAACUGAGUUUGUCCCAGAGUAGCCAGUCCCGUCUUCAGGUGUUUAGUCUCAAGAGGAGUUGUGAAGGAAGUAAUGAUGAUGAAGAAACAAGACCAGUAAAACAAAAAUAUGGGAAAACACUGAACACUCAAGACAACUUGCUGGCUGUCCACUCAGCGAUGGUCAAGAGGAUCAGGAGGAAUUCCCAGGUGUCUGAGGAGGACAAAGAAGUGAACUAUGAUAGUGAUGAACCUCAUAAUAACAACAAGGAAGCAGAAAAAGACUGCAAUGACAAAAGAAAAAAUAAUUCUGAUACAAACCAGAAAGAUGAUGAAUCCACAUUGGGUGCAGUGAAGAAUAAAAUGAGGAGGAAGUAUUGUGAAGACCAUAGUGAAGAUGAAGAUGAAGAGAGACAUAUCAAAGAACACCAUAAGAACAGUCAAGGUGAUGUUUCAAGGUGUGUUGAGGCCACAGCAGCAACUCCUCAGGCAUCCCCAAGCAAGAGUCAGGGAAAGGGAAAGUUCAGUGUUUCCCAUUCUCUCCCAGAGCUUGAGGAAUUACCUGUCACUGAUAAGAGUAACUCUGAAAGCACACACAUCUCAGAAACCAGUGAAGGUGAUGAAACUGUUUACAUUUCAGCAAAAAGAAGGGAGGGGGUGAGGAGUGUUUUGGAAGAGUUUAAGAAGGUAAUCGAGGAGAUCAAUGAAAGGGACAAGAACACAGAGAGUGAUAUGGAGCAAGCUCUAGCUCUCACCGAAAGCAGCACCAAGGAGGAGAGGAGAGAUGAGGAUGUGGAGAGGAACGCUGACAAAACAAAGACUGACACAGGCACUUUGAGCACACUGCAGGAAUUUAUGAACUUUCAUAUGAGAGAGCAGCAGAAGGAGGCAUUGGAAGGUUGUCAUACUCCAGAGGAAUAUGUGAGAGGCACCCCAACCUCUCCUCCUCCACUUAAGUCCCUUUGUGCCUCCUCUCCCUCUCCUCCUGCAGAAAAAGAAAUUGUCAUCCUUGAAGCCUGCCAGCAGUCUUCAGCAGACCCUGAGAGCCAGAGGGAAUGUGAUUUUAAGGCUGAAAAAAGGAAACCAAAUGAUGUGGGCCAUGAGGAACAUGUUGAUAAGAGAGUGACGCGAGCUUCCCUACGUGAGUCAAGGCACGGAAAAAAUCUGUCCUUGAGUAAAUCUCUGAGUGAAAAGUUGAGGAAUCACCAGAAUAGGUCUAGUGCUCUACAGUCCCUUCAGAGAUUUGGUUACAACAAGACUAAACCAGCUCAGAACAUACAGGAAACAUAUCUUGUAGCCAGAGAAAAGAUAUUGAGUGGAAGGAAAAAUACUGUGAGCAUUAAAGCAGCGAAAAAUAGUGAUAUAGAGCCAAUUCAAUGUCCCAAACUCAAUAUGCAUGAUGAAGGUACACAAGGCAAGGGCAGUGAGGAGUGCCUUGAUACAGGCUUCAAGUUUGAUCCUGUGAUUACUAAAACAUUCCAAGAAGUUGAUACUUGUCUGUCUCACAUACGGUCCUGCAGAGAGAGUGGGCCUUCAGUAGAUGUGCUUCUUAAUAGCAGUGCAGGGGACACUGAGAGAAAAAGGGCUGAGAAAAUAUAUUGUAAUCCUAUUGGUGUUUCCUCAGAGGCAGGAAGUGAUAGGAAUGGUGUGGAUAGGAGUUGUGAGAAUGUAAUGAGUAAUGUGGAUUUUAGUGGUGGAAGUGAUGUCUGUGGUACAAGUGGGAGUGGUCUGAGUGUUAGUGGCGGGUGUGGUGGUAGCAGUGACAGCAGACUCAGCACUUUGAACCAGCACACCACAACACCCAAAAAAACUAGUUCCUUGUUUAAUAUUGCAAUGAAUUAUGCCUCGUCACCAGAGGAUUCUGACGGCAGCCCAGGGAAGCCCAGUGCCCCCAACACUCCACUAAAGAUUCCUCCAUUUGUGGGCUUUGAGAAGAGCUUAGCACAUCCACAAGGUGGUCCUGCAGGACCUCCUCACAGCCUGGGUGACACUUGUACAGUUGUGAAGCCUGCUCAGAAGUGUUCUGGUUCUGGAACUAUGAAUACUUCAGGACACAGGAGUCAAGUUCCUAACACAUUUGUGGAUAGUGAAGCUCCAAGGAUAGUAAAUGAAUUGGUGACAGAUAUUGACACAUCUCACCAGACUAGCACUCUUUGUGAAAUAUCGAUUAAGUCUAAUUUAUGUAAUGAAAGGACAUUACCAGUUUAUGACAAAGAUUGUUUAACUGAGUCAGUAGAGAAAGGAGGAACUCAAUUCAGAGUUUCACAAAAUAGUUUAGAUUCCAGUACAGUUUCCUACAGUGCACCCAUCACACAGGCUUUUGAGGUGAGCAAGCCAAUGACUCAACAGGAAGCUUAUAGAGAGAGGCAGGAGGAGCAGGAGAGUGUUUGUCACCUUCAGCCAUCCCAAGGUUUCACUCCUUCAAGUAUUGAGCCAGGAAUACAAAGGUUGAGUUUGAGUGAUGAUGAAUCCUGGGUGCCUGCAUGCUCCCAGCAGAUGCAGGGUGCCAGGGGAAAUGCAAAGGCUGUCAGUAUAGAAUAUGAAGAAACAAUACAAAAGGAAACUCCUGACCAAACAUCAGAUUCUAAAUUACUGGAAUCUCCUAGUAUGCUUAGUGAAGGGCCACUCACAGAUACAGAACCAUUGCUUUCACAGAUAAACAUGAGAAACAGCUCAGUGAGUGUGUGCAAACCACCACCACAACCACCACUACCACCAGAACCCUUACCAACUGACACUCAACCUUUGCCUUCAUCUCAGGAAGGAAAAGUCUCUGAGGUAGACAAAGACUGUGGGCAAACUUCUCAAACCUCCCCAAAUCCCUUCUCAGAAUCCCUGCACUUCUCACAGCUGACUUUGCCUGAACAGGGAAGUGGUGAAGUGUCUUCUGGCACAAACAUUCUGCUUGGUAGUUCAUCACUUUCUCUUGGCCCGCCCUUCACUUACCACUCUUCGUCAAAUUCUGAGCCACAGAAGGAGAUGUCUGCAUGUAACAAUACUUUUCAAGUCAAAGUUAUUCAGAUGGGAAACAGAAAAGAGAGUCAUGAAGGAAGAGUAGAAGUAUCCAAGGAAGCAGAUUGUGAUGUAGACAUGACACAUUCCUUGCUAGAAAAAAUACAUGAAUCAGACAACUCCAGCUAUGCAAUCCAAAAAAUAUCCAUUGAUUCAUCAUCUUCAGUGCAGUCAUUGGGUGUGAUGAGUGAAGAUGCUAAAUCUUUUGAGAAUCCAGAGGUUCAUAAGGAUUCUGACUCUUGUGAAGAAUUUAGCAAAUCUGAAUAUCCAGUGCUUAGUAAUGACUUCAACUCCUGCCAAGACCUGAAAUCCUCACAUGAAGGCACAUCACAGCAGACAGAGGUAACACCUUGUGAGACACAGAGGCUCCCUCCAUCCAGCAGGUGGCAGAAGGCUGUGGACAAGGAAGGGAGGACAGUAUAUGUAGAUCUUCAGACUGGUAACUCCUCUUACGAGCCUCCUGAAAUAAAGGAUGGCCCAGUGUGGACCUGCAGCCAGCCACUUGGUGCCAAACUUCCCAAGGUGCCCAUGACUCAUGAGCCUGGGUUCAUCCCUAGAGGCAGGGCUCAGAGGAACAGGGACAGCUUCACCCUCAGCCAUGGCUUCACAGAGCUCAUGUCAUGGAAAAAAACAUUAGAAAUGAGGAAGAGGGAGAGUGCAGGUGAGGCAGGCAGUGGUGGGAGUGCAAACUCCAAUCCGGGCUGUACCAGUGCUGGGCCUGGAGAGAUGACGACCACUCCCUCAGGUGUGACUCAGGGGGUGCAGGAGGCCUUGGAGUCUCUCAUGGAGGACUGUGAAACUGAUAAUGAUUUUGUGAAGUGGACAGAAAAACCAGAAGCUUCCCCUGAGAAGUCUGAACAGUCUUCCAUAGUGGCUCAGAUCUGCCAGAUGUGGGAGCCACCAGACUUUGCCAUGGAAGCAGAGGUGUUGAGCUCUGGGCCUGAGGGAACGGGCCCAAGGGGCAGCUCAGGGGUGAGGGUGUACAACAUGAUCCACCCGUACAGGUUCUCCCAGGAGAUGCUUCACUCCUGCAAGGUAUUGGGACAGCUGGAUGAGAAGUUCAUUGCCUGCAGCCUGACGUACCAAAACCCUGAAGGACCUCCCGGCCCGGCCAGCCAGAUAGUGGUUUUGUUUGACCAACAUGCUGUCCAUGAGCGAGUGCGUCUGGAGACAAUCAUCCAGGAGAACUGUGAGAAAUUGGACUCGGGGGAGACCGUGCUGAGCAAGACUGCCGUCAUUCCCCCACUGGAGCUGGAGCUGCCAGAGGAUGAGGUGCGGCUGAUGCAAGCUUAUGCACACAAGUUCAACCAGCGGGGACUCUACUUCACACGGGCCAGUCCCUCAAAGGUCCUGUUCCAACUCAUCCCAAGCUGCCUGGUGCCGAAGGAGGCCAACGAGGUGCGGCAGAAGCGAUGCCAGACUGCCGGUGCCAUUGUGGAGAGUGUGGUGCGGGACCUGUGCCACACCAUGCACCAGACGGGGGGUGUGCUGGGUCUCAUCCCUCGCCCCAUCAGCCAUGUCUUUAACACCAAUGCUUGCAGGGGAGCCAUCAAGUUUGGAGAUACAUUGACCACAAAAGAAUGCCGGAACCUGCUCGCCUCCCUGUGCUCCUGCCGGCUGCCCUUCCAGUGUGCUCAUGGCCGCCCCUCUGUUGUGCCCGUAGUGAACCUGACCCACCUGGCCUCACGCACUCCCAAGAGGAUCAAGAAACCAAACCUGAGGAAGGUGAAGGAGGCCAUGGAGGCAGGGGUUCUCCUAUGAGGGUAUUGUUGGCUGAGGGAAGCAAGGUGAGGGUCACUCUACACCUUGGCAGUGAUAGCAAUCGGUGUGUUUGGUUUUCAGUAAGUUUUAUUGAUGAGUCUGGUAUUAUUUUCUGUGAUAUGGGAGUUAAUUGUAGUUUUAAUGAAACACUCUUUAAUUCACAUGCCUAGUCUUUAGUUUAAUCCAUAUUCCUUGUCUGGUUUUUAUUUAUAUUGUUUUUGUUUUUCAGUUAGUGGUGAUUAUUAGACUGGUGUGUUAAUGAAGUGUUUUCUGUAAUGAAUAGUAGUCUUUGAAGCUUAUGAGUGACAAUGUGAUUUUAUACUUUAACUAUUUACCUUUUAAUAUAUUUCAAGUUUUAGUAGAUUUUGAAGUAUAACUAUGACAUAGAAAUAUAACUCAUAGCACUUGUUGACAAUGAUGAAAUAUUGUGUUGCACCUUUCCACUUAUAUUUUUAAUGAUUUUGUACCUCUUCCUUACCUUUCCUUACUUUAGGGACUUUAUAUCCAUCAACCACUAGCUUCCUGGCUCUCAGUGUCUCAUGAGUCUAUUCCUCUGCUCUCCACUGUCUCUCAAUUGUUACUAUCCCAUCAGUAUUGUGUAGUUCAUGGGCUACAAACCAGACUUGCAUUUUUUUUUUUUUUUGCAUUGUUGAUUGAUUGAUUUGAAUGUGUUUACUUUGUUGGCUGCCUGGUUUAUACAGUAUGAUUACAGCACAGUUCAAAUGGCAGCCUCUAGCAGUACAAUACUACAUAUACUACAUUUUGCAAGAUGGUUGAUGCUUUCUUGGAUGUGGUGCAGUUUACUUCUUAUCUGUGAAGCAAUAUUAAACAAAGAAGGAAAUAAAUGGACACAUAAAAGGAUCAUAAGUAAUAAUGAAAAGGAUCAUAAGUAAUAAUGAAAAUUAGAUAACUUAAGAUAAAUGAUGUUUAAGUAAACAUUUCAUUGUUUUUGUUUGAUAGAUGAGGGAGUUUCAGAUCCUUUUUUUCCUUCUUCUGUCAGUUUUUUUUACUUGUAGGAAAUACAGACGUGUUCAAUAUUUUAAAGGAAGAAGGUAUUAAAUAAUUGUAAUUAUGUAAGUAACUCCUUCCUCAAAAGGCUGGAUAGUGAUUUGACAUUAAUACUUUUUAUUAUAAUCUUAGUGAAAUACAAGUUUUUUGUUUUCUUCUUCUUUUUAUGCUUAUAUGAGAUGCCUCAUAUAACAUUGAUUGUUGAUUACCUCAGAAUAUAUUUAUAUUUUUGUAUAUAUAAAAAAAUCUCUAUCAAC